UUUUGCUGCUGUCUCCUUCGUCRCCACAAAGUUGCAAAAACAACUUGGCAUAUGGAUUCAUAACUCGUCCUARCUGCAUGGAGACGUUGUACAACUUGGCUAUUCAAAGAAAAGGAUUUGGAACAGCAAGAUGAAAAUGACCAGAAAAGGACUAUAUUAACGAARAAAUCCUAUUCCUACCACCCGCAAAGAGCUCAUCGUUGCGACCUCCCCCUUGGAAUGGAAGAUGGAAGAAUCCUUGACCAUCAGAUCACAGCUGACGGCAGCAAAAGCUCAAAAAGCGGACCAAGCCGAGGUAGACUGCACCUUACUGGAAGGUAUGGUGCCUGGACUGGCGGUAGCUGGCUUCAAAUUGAUUUGGGUGAUGUUGCCAAGGUGACCAAGGUUGCUACACAAGGACGAUAUGAYGCUGAUGAAUGGGUCAGGAGAUACCGCUUACGCUACAGUAUUGACGGGGUUCACUGGCCAUACUACAAAGAUUAUAGGAGUUAUGAUAAAUAUUUCAGUGGUAACACAGACCGUAAUACAGUUGUCACCAACGUCCUGUCCCCGCCUAUCUACGCUCGUUAUAUAAGGUUCCAACAGGCUUGGACACAUAAACGUACUUCUAUGAGAGUAGAGGUCUAUGGAUGCAGAAACGUUCGAAGAUGCAUGAUUCCUCUGGGAAUGGAAGACAUGCGGAUACCAAAUAACGCUAUCACAGCAUCUAACUACCGCUCCUCAUCCUUCUACCCUUACUAUGGAAGGCUGAACUAUGGCAAUGGUUGGUGCACUACCUCUAGUGGACAGUAUCUCCAGAUAGACUUAGGAGAGGUCAAAACAGUUACUAAAAUCGCUACCCAAGGAAGACAAAGAUCCAGCUACAGAACGAAUAGCUWCUACCUGCAGUACAGUAUUGAUGGAAUGAAAUGGACAUAUUACAGGARACCUGACAGUUCUCUCAAUUAUAAGUACUUUCCAGGUAAUGGCUGGACACCUGAUAGCAUCCAUACCAAUACCCUAAAAUACAGCAUCGUAGCUCGAUAUGUCCGCCUAUGGCCUCGACAUUACUAUGGCUGGUACUGCCUACGUGUCGAAUUGUAUGGAUGCAAACAUGUUUGUUCAGAUCCACUUGGAGCUGAAGACUACAGAAUUAAGAACAACGAAUUCUCUACAUCGAGUGGAAGUAACCCAAAUUACGCUCGAAUUCACAGCAGCUACGGGUGGUAUACAAAAGGAAGCAAGAAUAUAUAUUUACAGGUGGAUCUGAGAACGAUUAAGAAGAUAACGGCUGUAGCUACGCAGGGCUAUUAUUCAAGCAGUUACUGGGUGACUACAUAUAAACUGAGUUACAGCGUUACUGGAGACUACAGACAGUGGGCUUACUUUAACAAACACGGUGCUCCAAAGGUCUUCCAUGGUAACACUGACCAAUACACGCUGGUAAAGAACUCUAUUGACCCUGCCAUUUAUGCCCGAUAUGUCCGAUUUUGGCCCGUCACUUGGUACAGUAAAAUUUCACUAAGAAUUGAAGUGUAUGGAUGUCACACAGACGAUUUAUGUAGCAUGCCAGUUGGAAUAGAGGACAAACGAGUCGUUCCAGGUGCCAUGACAGCAUCGUCAGUGAAGAACGCAAAGUGUUCAGCAAACCGUGGCCGACUUAACAGUGCUUCAGCCUGGUGUYCUAAACUAAUUAAGAAMAGCAAAGGAAAGAGAGGCUCUAACGUUACUAUCUCAAGUGAGAACAUGUUUCAAGCCAGCGAAUGGCUGCAAAUCCACCUUCCUCGAYUGACAGUURUCUCAAAGAUUGCAACACAGGGAAAUCAGGCGGCUUACGAAUGGACGAGGAGYUACCGCGUACUGCACAGUAUGGACGGGAGACAUUGGGACCGAGUUAGAAACCCUGCAGAUGGAGAAGUUAUGGUGUUCAACGGUAAUUCAGACAAAAGCACAGUUGUCAUCAACGAUCUUCUCCAAUCCAUUGUAACUCGUUAUGUACGAAUCAUCCCCCUGACCUGGCACAAAGCACCAGCCUUGAGAGUAGAACUGUAUGGCUGUCACAAUCUGGAAAAGGCCCCUCGCUGCGCCGGUCCUCUUGGAAUGGAAGACGGCCAAAUCCGGUCAAGUGAAAUCAGAGCUUCCACAAGCCUGAGCGCUAAGCACGAUGCUCGUUUUAGCCGCAUCCACACAAAGAGAGGCGAAGCUUGGUGCUCAAAGACCAAAGAUAGCAAGCAAUGGCUGGAGAUAGACCUGCGCAUUACCAAGACCGUAACCAAAAUCGCCUUACAGGGAGUACCCAAGGGAUGGGUGAAGAGCUAUACUCUUUUGUACGGAAGUUCAGGCUAUCACUGGAGAAAAUACAAACAGAAUGGCAAAGUGAAGGUGUUUCUUGGAAACUACAACGCUGGCUCGUUUGUGACUCAAGAAAUCAACCCAUCAAUCCAUGCGCGCUUCAUUCGUAUCCAGCCCACUGCAUGGUACGGCCGCAUUUGUUUGAGGACUGAGCUUUAUGGAUGUCUCGUUGAGGGAAUCGGAGAGUGAUGUCAUCAACGCCUAUAAACCAGGACCGCGUUUAAUACUGAUUUUUGCAAUGUUAAACUAUAUAGUUACCAUAGUGUGAACUGAACCUUUCUUCAAACUUAGAGACUGUAAUUGCAGUAGGUUACUGCUACUGCAUUCGCUUUUGUUUUUUUUUUAAUGAAAGUUGAAGAAGUCACUGUUGUGGCUAGUAGUUUACCAAUGCAAACGUCCGUAUUAUACAUCUAAUAGUACAUGUUAAUAAUUUAAAAUAUAAGAUUCUUGUCAUAAUCAAUGCCGUCACGCAUGUAUCCAUUUCACUUUACAAGACUUUUCUCAUCUUUUCUCAUCUUUUCUUCCUUUAUUGUAUCAUGAAAUCAAUUUUGUAACGUUCCCAGUAUCUUCCCGCUUGUCAUUGAUAUGAUAAAUAAGAUAAGAC
Molecule: messenger RNA, 2935 nt
Organism: Exaiptasia diaphana
Lineage: Eukaryota; Metazoa; Cnidaria; Anthozoa; Actiniaria; Aiptasiidae
Exons: 14
Coding region: 220-2520 (766 amino acids)
Source: RefSeq, a predicted model, not a curated record